AUGGCGAGGAGGAGAAGAGAGGAGGACGAGGACGAGGCGGCGGAGUCGGUGGAGCGGGUGUUCGAGGGGCGGGUGGUGCCGGGGUGGCGGGAGCAGGUGACGGCGCGGGCGCUGGCGGUGAGCGCGCUCCUGGGCGCCAUGUUCAGCGUCAUCGUCAUGAAGCUCAACCUCACCACGGGGAUCAUCCCCUCGCUCAACGUCUCCGCGGGGCUCCUCGGCUUCUUCUUCCUCACGUCAUGGACCAAGCUGCUCGACAAGGCCGGCGUCGCGCGCGUCCGGCCCUUCACCCGGCAGGAGAACACCGUCGUGCAGACGUGCGUCGUCGCGUGCUCCGGCAUCGCAUUCAGCGGCGGAUUUGGGAGUUACAUGUUCGCAAUGAGCGACACGAUCAGCGACCAGUCGGGGGAAACCCGGGACGAGCACAACAUCAAGAACCCCAGCCUGGGAUGGAUGAUUGGAUUCCUCUUCAUCGUCAGCUUCCUCGGACUCUUCUCGGUUGUCCCUCUCAGGAAGGUACAUCAUACUGCACAUCAUCAAUGAAGACAUGGUUUGGAACAUGAUGAUGUUGAUGAUGUCCACUGUUUUCAGAUAAUGAUCAUCGAUUACAAGCUUAUCUACCCGAGUGGCACCGCAACUGCCCACCUCAUCAACAGCUUCCACACUCCUCAGGGCGCCAAGCUUGCCAAAAGGCAGGUCAAGACACUGGGGAAAUUCUUUGUCGCGAGCUUCACCUGGGGCUUCUUCCAGUGGUUCUACACCGGCGGCGAAGGCUGCGGCUUCAUGUCCUUCCCGACGAUGGGCCUCGAGGCCUACAGACAAAAGUUCUUCUUCGACUUCUCAGCGACGUACGUCGGAGUCGGGAUGAUCUGUCCUUACCUCGUCAACAUCUCCGUGCUCCUGGGAGGCGUCGUCUCGUGGGGCAUCAUGUGGCCUCUCAUCGAGCAGAAGAAGGGCGACUGGUACUCCGCCGACCUUAAACCCAGCAGCCUCCGUGGCAUCGUCGGCUACCGGGUGUUCAUCUCCAUUGCACUGAUCCUGGGCGACGGCCUGUACAACUUCUUGAAGGUUAUGACCAAAACGGUCUCCGCGCUCGUGGCGCAAGUGCGCGGGAUGAUGUCGGAGCCGACGCUGCCAAUCUCGGGCGGCAGCGGCGGCAACACCACCGUCCCGACGCCGGAGGAAACGUUCGACGACAGGCGCCGCACGGAGCUGUUCCUUAGGGACCAGAUCCCGAACACGCUGGCGCUCGGCGCGUACGUGGUCAUCGCCGUAAUCUCCAUCGCCACCGUCCCGCGUAUAUUCCACCAGCUCAAGUGGUACCACGUGGCGGUGUCGUACGUGAUCGCGCCCGUGCUGGCCUUCUGCAACGCGUAUGGGUGCGGCCUCACGGACUGGUCCCUCGCCACGACGUACGGCAAGCUAGCCAUCUUCACGGUGGGGGCGUGGGCUGGCGCGUCCGACGGCGGCAUCAUCGCGGGGCUGGCCGCAUGCGGCGUGAUGAUCGGCAUCGUGUCCACGGCGUCGGACCUGACCCAGGACUUCAAGACCGGUUACAUGACGCUGGCGUCGCCGCGGUCCAUGUUCGUGAGCCAGGUGAUCGGCACCGCCAUGGGCUGCGUCAUCGCGCCGUCGGUGUUCUGGCUCUUCUACAACGCCUUCCACGACAUCGGCAUGCCAGGGUCCGAGUACCCGUCGCCCAACGCUCUGGUGUACCGCAACAUGGCCAUCCUCGGCGUGCAGGGGCUCGGCUCCCUGCCCCGGCACUGCCUCGACCUCUGCAUCGCCUUCUUCGUCGCCGCCAUCGCCAUCAACCUUGCACGAGACCUCGCCGGACCCAAGGCCGCAGCGUACAUCCCGCUGCCGAUGGCCAUGGCGAUCCCGUUCUACCUCGGCCCCUACUUCGGCAUUGACAUGUGCAUCGGGAGCCUGGUGCGCUUCGUGUGGGACAGGCUGGACCCCGCCAGGGCGAAGGCGUUCGCGCCCCCCGUGGCGUCCGGGCUCAUCUGCGGCGACGGGAUAUGGACGCUGCCGCAGUCGGUGCUGGCCCUCGCCGGCGUCAAGCCGCCCAUCUGCAUGAAGUUCCUGUCACGUAGCACCAACGCGAAGGUGGACGCGUUCCUGCGCACGCUCUCGUCCUAGCGAGAGACCGAUCGAGCUGACACAGCAACAUCAACACGUUGCGCUGGCUACAAACGUAGGGGCUCGUGUCUUGUUCCCUUUUGGAAUCAGAUGCUUUCGAUGUGUCAUACACACUACUGCAUAAAUAGCUACUACUCAAUUUGGGUCGGUGAACUCUGAGCUUCUCAACUGUGCGUGAAGUGCCCUUUUUGUAGGAGAAAUUACCUUUUGAGCUGCACACUCGCAUGAAUGGAUCGGUGGUUGUUGCCACUCCCAUUGUUCCUUCGUUCUUGCAUGUAACUUGAGUAGUAGCCAGUAGUAUGUAGCUUAGG
Phragmites australis (common reed) is the source of this 2450-nucleotide messenger RNA. Its product is annotated as probable metal-nicotianamine transporter YSL10. NCBI's taxonomy places the organism in Eukaryota, Viridiplantae, Streptophyta, Magnoliopsida, Poales, Poaceae. Gene Ontology annotation, molecular function: oligopeptide transmembrane transporter activity. The record is from RefSeq and is a predicted model, not a curated record. Gene Ontology annotation, cellular component: membrane.